Miscanthus lutarioriparius is the source of this 861-nucleotide messenger RNA. The record is from the annotation of a GenBank genome assembly. Lineage: Eukaryota; Viridiplantae; Streptophyta; Magnoliopsida; Poales; Poaceae.
AUGACAAGUUUGAGGACCCAUAACCUGAAGACAAGUUCGGGUACCUCAAAGUGCGAGUUCCCGGCCCUCGCGAGGGGCGCGUCCCGGGACAGAUUCGCGGUGCUCGUGCACGCCAAGGCGCCGUCCGACGUGGCGCGCGCGCCGCUCGACCUCGUCACCGUGCUCGACGUCAGCGCCAGCAUGAAGGGCCAGAAACUGGAGCUGCUGAAGCAGGCCAUGUGCUUCCUCAUCGACCAGCUCGGCCCCGCCGAUCGCCUCUCCGUCGUCACCUUCUCUCGCCACGCCAGCCGCCUGACCCGCCUCGCGCGCAUGUCGGACGCGGGGAAGGCCUCGGCGAAGAUCACCGUGGGGGCGCUCUGUGUCCUGCGGGGCACCAACAUUGGCCAGGGGCUCCGUGUGGGCGCCCAGGUGCUCGCCGGCCGCCGGGAGAAGAACGCCGUCGCCGGCAUGAUCCUCCUCUCCGACGGGCAUGACUCCUCCGGCCGCUGGACGAGCGUCGAGGCCGACGGCACCAAGGGCUACGCCAACCUCGUGCCGUCGUCAGAGCGGCCGGCGCCCCCGCGCCGAUCCACACGUUCGGCUUCGGCGCCAACCACGACGCCGCCGCGAUGCACGCCGUCGCGGAGGCCACGGGUGGCACCUUCUCCUUCGUCGGGAACCAGGCGGCGAUCCUGGACUCGUUCGCGCGCUGCGUCGGCGGGCUCCUCUCGGUGGCCGUGCAGGAGGCGCGCGUCGCCGUCACGUGCCUGCACCGGGGCGUCCGGGUCCAGGAAGUCAAGUCCGGGGCCUAGGGCAGCCACGUGGGCGCCGACGGCCGCGCCGCCUCCAUCGACGUCGGCGAGCUCUACGACGGCGAGGUGA